Molecule: messenger RNA, 636 nt
Organism: Linum tenue
Lineage: Eukaryota; Viridiplantae; Streptophyta; Magnoliopsida; Malpighiales; Linaceae
Source: the annotation of a GenBank genome assembly
AUGGGCUGUGGCGUGUCGAGCAGAAGCGGAGUGGACAGAAAGGUGACCCGUGCUAGCGGAUUUCGUGGUAAGGGGACCCUUCAGCUGGACAUAAGGAUCUCGGAGGAUGGUUUGCUAGACGUAGGCAACGAUGAAGCGGUCUCGGUGACCUGCUCUGGGUUGACAGUUCUGGUUUUCGAAGCUGUAGCCCUCAGGUCUUUCCUAUGGAAUGCCGAGAGAGUACCGGUUCUUGAAUGGCUGAAAGCAAAUUAUCCCAUCUCCCGUUCUUGCAUCCCGUUCCUUUGCUUUGCCUGUGAAUACUUUUCCCCUCUUCCAAAUAUGGCAUUUGUUGUUGCUGAGGCAAUCCUCAAGAAGUUGGGUCCCCUGGCUGUUGAACAAGUAGGCCUCCUCUGGGGCCUCGGCCGCGAGGUCUUGAAACUGAAGAGUACGGUUACUUCCAUCCAGGCCGUGCUGUUGGAUGCCGAAGAGCAAUCCGGUCUGAAUAAUCAAGUUCAAGUUUGGCUCCAAGAACUGAAGCAGGUCCUCUAUGAUGCUGACGACUUGUUGGACGAUUUCAACACCGAGGCUCUGCUGAGGCAACAACAGAUGGAUGGUAGUGGCAAUGCCAAUUUGAACGACAAGGCUGUAGCAAAAUAG